Messenger RNA from Gorilla gorilla gorilla (western lowland gorilla), 1444 nucleotides. It is a transcript of the gene GJB4, whose product is annotated as gap junction protein beta 4. The transcript is spliced from 2 exons. Lineage: Eukaryota; Metazoa; Chordata; Mammalia; Primates; Hominidae. The record is from RefSeq and is a predicted model, not a curated record. The coding region runs from base 372 to 1172 and encodes 266 amino acids. Gene Ontology annotation, biological process: cell-cell signaling. Gene Ontology annotation, cellular component: connexin complex. Gene Ontology annotation, molecular function: gap junction channel activity.
CAGACAGACAAGCCCAAGGACAAGGAAGCAGCUACUGGACCCAAGAAGGAAUAAGGUAGACCCUGAUUUUGGAACCUGAAGACCAAAGUGCAAGAUUAGCUCUGCUACUUCCAUCUGUGGACCCUUGGGCAGGUAUCUCUGGGCCUUCACUUACUCUUUGUGAAAUGAGGACAGGGGCAAUCCCUACCCUACCAAGUCAUUGGGAGUGAAGACAUGAUGACACGGUGAUUGUGAAAAGAUUUUGUCAAUCGCACCAGCAUUAAGGGUGCCCAUCUCCAGGUUCCCCCAGGCCUCAAGGCUCCCAAGGCCUGAGUAGGCAGGUAGCACCCAGGUAUAGACCUUCCACGUGCAGCACCCAGGACACAGCCAGCAUGAACUGGGCAUUUCUGCAGGGCCUGCUGAGUGGCGUGAACAAGUACUCCACAGCGCUGAGCCGCAUCUGGCUGUCUGUGGUGUUCAUCUUUCGUGUGCUGGUGUACGUGGUGGCAGCGGAGGAGGUGUGGGACGAUGAGCAGAAGGACUUUGUCUGCAACACCAAGCAGCCCGGCUGCCCCAAUGUCUGCUAUGACGAGUUCUUCCCCGUGUCCCACGUGCGCCUCUGGGCCCUACAGCUCAUCCUGGUCACGUGCCCCUCACUGCUCGUGGUCAUGCACGUGGCCUACCGCGAGGAACGCGAGCGCAAGCACCACCUGAAACACGGGCCCAAUGCCCCAUCCCUGUACGAUAACCUGAGCAAGAAGCGGGGCGGACUGUGGUGGACGUACUUGCUGAGCCUCAUCUUCAAGGCCGCCGUGGACGCUGGCUUCCUCUAUAUCUUCCACCGCCUCUACAAGGAUUAUGACAUGCCCCGCGUGGUGGCCUGCUCCGUGGAGCCUUGCCCCCACACUGUGGACUGUUACAUCUCCCGGCCCACGGAGAAGAAGGUCUUCACCUACUUCAUGGUGACCACAGCUGCCAUCUGCAUCCUGCUCAACCUCAGUGAAGUCUUCUACCUGGUGGGCAAGAGGUGCAUGGAGAUCUUUGGCCCCAGGCACCGGCGGCCUCGGCGCCGGGAACGCCUACCUGAUACGUGCCCACCAUAUGUCCUCUCCCAGGGAGGGCACCCUGAGGAUGGGAACUCUGUCCUAAUGAAGGCUGGGUCGGCCCCAGUGGAUGCAGGUGGGUAUCCAUAACCUGCGAGAUCAGCAGAUAAGAUCAACAGGUCCCCCUAACCUGAGGCCACCCAGGAAAACAGGCAGGGGCAGUGGCAUCCUUGCCGUAGCAGGGUGGUGAGGAGGGUGGCUGUGGGGGCUCAGGAAGCUCGCCCAGGGGCCAAUGUGGGAGGUUGGGGGUAGUUUGGUCCCCAGGUCCUGAGCCUCAGGGGAGGGAGGUUGAUGGCUAGUGGGGAUUUUGUAUAUGGCAACAGUGUAUGUCAAACCUCUUAAUAAAUAUGAUUUUCCCAGUA